GUACGCGUUGACGUUGACUGGGCUCUUCCCCUCUUUCUCUGGUUUCAUUCGGCAAGCUAAGUUCGAUCUGGAUCUAUCCUUCUACCCAGCAAGCCAAGUGCAGGAGAUGGAGUCCCUAAUCGAGCACAUCUUCCGGCCGCUGCAGCAAAUUUUCACGCGCACAGUCGGCUACAUCCUGUUCUGCGACUACUACGUCGGCCAGCUCCGGGGCGAUGCCAGGUGGUUGAGGAGUCAGCGCGACGACGUGCGCAAGGAAGUGAGCUUGGCGGAGAGGCAGGGGAUGGAGGCGACCAACCUGGUAAGCCAGUGGCUGGACGCCGCUGCGUCGCUGCUGCUUCGCGCCGAUGACAUCGUCGCCGAGUUACCAAGGGAGGGAGCCGGCGGGUCCUCGCUAGGCCGGCGAGCGGCAUACCGCCUGAGCAAGCGGGCCGACGACGCGCGGGCGGAAAUUGUCACCCUCCUCGAGCAAAGAUCUACCUUCGAGAGAGUGGCCGACGCGCCCGUGUUCGUCCGCACCGAGAUGCUCCCGGUGACGACCCCGUUGAUUGGCCUAGAUGCCCUCCUGGCGCGGCUCGGUGAUGCCUUCCAGGUGGAUGCCGGGAGCGGCGUCAUCGGCAUAUACGGCAUGCCGGGCGUCGGUAAGACCACUCUGCUGCGCCACUUCAACAACACCUCCCUCUCGGCGGUCGCGGUGUCCAUGGACAUACACCUCAUCAUCUACGUGGAGGUCACCGAGCACUACAGCGCGGCCGCGGUCCAGAGGGCGAUCGGGGCUCGCCUGGGUCUCCGGUGGGACGACGAGAGGACCACCAAGGAGAAGGCGCUCGCCCUGUUCGCCUACCUCCACAAAUGGAACUUCGUGCUCCUCCUGGACGACGUGUGGGAGCCACUGAACCUCGCGGAGAUCGGGGUCCCCGUCCCCGGCCGCCAAGGGAGGAGCAAGGUCCUGCUCACGACGCGGCUCGAGCAGGUGUGCGACCAGAUGGACGUGGCAAUGAAGAUCAAGGUGGAGUGCCUGGAUGGCAACCACUCCUGGGAGCUGUUCGAGCACAAGGUGGGCAACGUGCUGAGCAGGGAGACCAGGCCUCUAGCUCAGGCCAUGGUGUCGCGGUGCGGUGGCCUUCCACUUGCUCUCAUCACAGUCGCGCGGGCCAUGGCCUGCAAGAGGCUGACACAGGAGUGGGAUCAUAGCAUGUCGGUGCUCAAUCUGGCGCCGUGGAAGCUCGAGGGCCUCGAUGUCGGCCUGCUCACCAGCUUGAAGCGGAGCUACGACAGCUUGCGGGACGACAGCCUCCGGAGCUGCCUCUUGUACAGCUCUUUGUUCAGGGGAGAGCUGCUCAAGGAAUCGCUUGUGGAGUGCUUGAUAGGAGAAGGAUUCGUGAGUGAUUUUACAGCGGACGACAUGGAUAAUCUCUACAACAAAGGUCAUUACAUGCUUGGCAUUCUGGUGACCUCCUCUUUGCUCGAAGCAGGCGGUGACUACCAUCAUGUCAAGAUGCACCCGAUGGUGCGUGCCAUGGCCUUAUGGGCGGCUACGGACUGCGGCAAGAUGCAGGACAGAUGGCUAGUCCGAACAGGUCUCCAGACAAGUGCAACACCCCGGGCCGAGAAAUGGACCAACGCGGAGAGGGUAUCGUUGACGCGCACUGAUAUCCACGAGCUGAACGAGGCACCGACAUGCUCGAUUCUGAAAACAUUGCUUCUCCAGAGUAACCGGUUUCUAGGGAGGAUAUGCCACGGUUUCUUUGCCUCCAUGCCUUGCCUCAGGUUGUUGGACUUGUCGGAUACUCAGCUCGCCGCAUUGCCAUCCGAAAUCAACCUGCUUGUCACCCUGCAUUAUCUCUGUCUCAACAACACAAUCAUCCGUUCCCUUCCAGACGGGAUCGGGGCUCUGGUGAAUUUGCGGUUCCUUUUGCUGUCCAAAGUGCCCGUCCAGAAUAUUGCCGCCGGCGUGCUCAACCCACUUACUGCUUUGCAAGUCCUGUGUAUGGAUCGCUGCUACAGCAGCUGGAUCGACGUCGACAGCCGUGAGGUUGAAUCGGGCAGCUCAAGGAAAAAAAUUAGGAGGCAACCCAGGGAAGGCGUCAAUCUGCGUGAACUAGAGAGCCUGAAGAGCUUGCAUAUACUUGACAUAGCUGUGCAAACAUUCUACUCCCUGGAGAAGCUGUCUCUGUCUCCCCAUCUUGCAGGGCACUUGCGGAAUCUGCACAUAGAGGACUGCGGCGAAUUGCGGACGCUCCUGUUUUCGCCUUCAAGCCUCUGGGAGUACAUGAGUAAAUUGAAGGGCAUCAACAUUACCGGUUGCUGCAAUCUGGAGAAGGUGCUCGUUGUUGGAGGUGAAUAUAGCGGCCAGCAGCUCAGUUCAUCUGAUUCAGUCGUCAAUAUGAAACGUUUAGAGGUGCCUACUGAGCCCGUGGACAUUGACAACUUGUUUCGUUCAAUUACCGUGAGCAAUACAAAUAAGGCUAUCCGUGCGAAGAGCUUAGAGCGUGCAAAACCAGUGACACUGUUGCCUUCUCUCCAAAGUAUUAUCCUUCACGACCUACCCAAGGCGAAGAUCGUCUGGCAGGGUGGCAACCUCGAGCAUCUAUGUUCCUUGACCAUUUCAUCUUGCAGCAGUUUUGAGCAGCUUUUGUACUUAAUCGAAGAUAAAAGGAUGCCUGGUGAAGAAGCGUCCAGGCAACAGUCGCUUACUAAAUCUAUCUUUCCGAAUCUUAAGGAGCUAGAGCUGCAAGACUUGCCAAACAUGAAGAGCAUAAGUCCACAACAUAUCACAAUAGAUUUCCCAAAUCUGGAGAAACUCAAAGUUGUUAGAUGCAGUAAGCUCAAGAAGCUCAAGCUGGUGGCUGGAUCCCUGAGAGAACUCCGAUGUGAACAGUCGUGGUGGAACAUGCUCGAAUGGGACAAUGAGAACCAUAAAUCCGCCUUCUCGCCUUCAGUGAAAAGCUUACACUGAUUAUAUCUAAUAAGUUGUAAUGAUUCUCACCGUCAGCAUGCUUUGUCAUCGGUGAAGAAAUUAUAUCAUCCACCAAUAGAUUCACGACUAGAUGGCCCGUAGUAAUCUUUUUGUUUCUUUGUUUUUCUUUUGCUACACUUUGUUAACCUCGUUUUUCUUUUAUUAAUAUAUAGCCAGUAGGGGAACUAUCCUCCUGUUU
Molecule: messenger RNA, 3155 nt
Organism: Panicum virgatum (switchgrass)
Lineage: Eukaryota; Viridiplantae; Streptophyta; Magnoliopsida; Poales; Poaceae
Product: disease resistance protein RPS2-like
Exons: 1
Coding region: 107-2956 (949 amino acids)
Molecular function (GO): ADP binding
Source: RefSeq, a predicted model, not a curated record